Messenger RNA from Polychytrium aggregatum, 1384 nucleotides. RefSeq lists its product as uncharacterized. Bases 226 to 1308 code for a protein of 360 amino acids. The transcript has 5 exons. The record is from RefSeq and is a predicted model, not a curated record. Lineage: Eukaryota; Fungi; Chytridiomycota; Chytridiomycetes; Polychytriales.
UGUGGAGCCAGGACGGUGCCGCCCCAGCACACCCAAAGAGGGAAAAAAAAAAAUUCCGAGCACUCAGCAGCCAGAAACGGUGGCAAACAGGAGGGGAACCUCUCUCGCUUUGCAGCAGCCCUCCUCACGACCAAGGACCAGCAUCCAGGCCAGCCUCCGCUCUGCAGCCACGGACUCAAAGCGCAACUGCACCAGCCGCCGUCGUCACUAACCACAUAGCCCUCGAUGGCAUCGCCAACGCAGCUCGCCGCGCUGCUGGCCUCGGUCAGGAGCAUGAUCGACAGCGACCCCCGGCUCGCGGAGCACUGCGACAAAGACGAGCUCUCGCGAUAUCUGGCCGCCUAUGCCGAAUACCCCGACCCCGUUGUCAGUGCCUCAGCCGCCCUGAAGGGAACCCUGAAGUUCAGGAAGCAGCUCCCGGCCGAGCACGACGCUGUGCCGUGCCCAGAUUGCAGAGCGGAUCCACUGUCUCAUAGCAUGCGGAUCAUCGGCCUCGAUUGCCAUGCCCGGCCCGUCGUCUACACCAACUUUGUCCACUCGGCCAACCGAUCCAACACCAGCGCCAUCGUCGAGCACAUCCGCAGCAUCAUGGAGUCGAGUCUGCGGCUCAUCAGACGCGAGGAGCGAAAGACCAACCUCAAUGCGCGUGUCUCGGAGGCGUCGCAAAAGGUCAAUCCGCCAGCCGACUCGAUUCCGGUCUCGGUGCACGGCGCUCUGGUGGUCGGCCGCGAUGUCUCUGACAGAGGCCAGGUAGUAUGGAUCUUUGAUUUCGACGGAUUCCAGCCCUCGGAUUGCAACCCCGAACUUGUCCACGAUGUCUUUCAGCUCACGACACUCUAUCCAGAGCGGUUGGGACUUGCCGUUCUGCUGAAUACGCCGUAUAGCUUUUCGAAACUUUGGGCGAUCGUCAAUCCACUUCUGCGAGAAACAACCGUGUCCAAGAUCCGAUUCAUCAACACCGCAGCGCUGCGUUCACCCGAGAUCCAGACACAGCUCGGCGAUGCAGUUAUUCGCUGGGUCGAGGAAGAGAUGAUGGAAAACGGCGACGUGCUGACGCGCUCGAAAAAAUGCUUCUGGGAAUGGCGCUACACCCGCAAGGAGCUAGGCGAUGAGCAGCCCGAAGCCGAGGCUGAUCUUUCUAGCGGCGACGAGGAGCUGUUUCCGAAGCUCGGGUCACUCAAGAAUCACGAUCCACGGGGAAUCCGCAGCUAUGUCUAUCACACUGAAUACGAACUACCGGUCGACAGAGUGUUUGUCGAGAGCUAUGAGUGGGAGAAGGAUGGGAAGGGCAAGCCGAGGAGCCGCUAGAGACUAUGCAAAUACAGCCGAUCGACAGUCGUGGCCAUAUCCGCUGCUACUGCCGAUAUGAAGCUUUAUCUCUAGC